Messenger RNA from Cuscuta epithymum, 1404 nucleotides. Lineage: Eukaryota; Viridiplantae; Streptophyta; Magnoliopsida; Solanales; Convolvulaceae. The record is from the annotation of a GenBank genome assembly.
UUCUUAAAUGAUGGUCGGACUAUGAGAGUGUAGUGAUUGAAGAAAGGAUGCGAAAUUUGUGGAAACAUUUUGGUUAGUAAAAAAAACGCGGUGAGGAAGAUCCAUGAAAUGAGGGACAAUUUUCCGUUCUAUUCCAUUCCGACACGUACGGCGGAUCCGCCGCCCACUCAACGUUCUAUUUGCCGCGCCAAGCAUCCGGUCGACAGAAUUGCGGCCAACGAAUAAAUUAAAUCAAAAAAUACUUUCCCCGGCGCGGCCGACCUCAUUCCGAAAUACAAUACUUCAUACAGGAAUUGAUUGAUGGAAGGUGAAAAAUCGUUAUUGACCGCGAUCAAGGCGACUUUGACCAAACCUUCAUGGGUAGUCUUCCUCUUCCUCCUCUUUGCUGCAGCAGCUUUAUUCGGAUUCCAGAUUCCCAAGCAGGACGAAAUUAUUUUCCCGCCGUCGCCGCCAUUGGGUUUCAUCUCCGGUGGAAUGGGGCCGGAGAGAAGGGGUGUCUUCAGCUGCUCCGAUUUCUUCUCCCCGGUCAACCCGCCGAGGAAGGUGGCCCGGUCGAUCGCCGACUUUGGCGGAGUUGGCGACGGGGCUACGUCGAAUACGGCGGCGUUCCGAAGGGCCAUGGAGUUUAUGGAGACUUUCCGUGAGAGGGGCGGGGCCCAGCUUAACGUUCCUCCGGGGCGGUGGCUGACGGGGAGCUUCAACCUCACCAGCAAUUUCACUCUUUUUCUUCAACGUGGAGCUCUCAUUUUGGGUUCCCAGGACCCAAAUGAAUGGCCUAUCAUUCAGGCAUUGCCAUCUUAUGGACGAGGAAGAGAAAGAUUGGGAGGGAGACAUAUUAGCCUCAUUCAUGGAAAUAGUCUUUCUGAUGUGGUAAUUACGGUUUAUUUUCAGGGGAAAAUGGAACAAUUGAUGGGCAGGGAAAGAUGUGGUGGGACCUUUGGUGGAACAGGACACUGAAGAACACAAGAGGCCACCUUGUUGAACUGGUCAACUCAAAUAAUAUUCUCAUCUCUAAUCUCACUUUCCUCAACUCUCCAUUUUGGAAUGUUCAUCCUGUUUAUUGCAGUAAUGUGGUGAUUAGGGACAUGACAAUCUUGGCUCCUCUCAACGCUCCGAACACGGAUGGCAUAGAUCCAGAUUCAAGCAUGAAUGUCUGUAUUGAAGAUUGUUACAUUGAGAGUGGUGACGAUCUUGUCGCCGUGAAGAGCGGGUGGGACCACUAUGGGAUGAGAACUGCCCGGCCAAGCACAAAUGUCAUAAUCCAAAGAGUUUCGGGCACAACCCCAACAUGCUCCGGGGUGGGGAUUGGGAGCGAGAUGUCUGGGGGUGUCUCAAACAUCAUCAUUAAGGAUCUUUACGUCAGAGAUUCAGCAGCAGGGGUUCGGAUUAAGACAGACAAAGGGA